This is a messenger RNA of Lates calcarifer (barramundi perch), 1994 nucleotides long. It is a transcript of the gene marveld1, whose product is annotated as MARVEL domain containing 1. Gene Ontology annotation, molecular function: structural constituent of myelin sheath. NCBI's taxonomy places the organism in Eukaryota, Metazoa, Chordata, Actinopteri, Centropomidae. The record is from RefSeq and is a predicted model, not a curated record. The transcript has a single exon. Gene Ontology annotation, cellular component: membrane. The coding region runs from base 191 to 1054 and encodes 287 amino acids. Gene Ontology annotation, biological process: myelination.
CAGGAAAAUCAUCAUCAAGUGUGUGAUUUUGCAACCAUUUUUUUCUGCUGUUUCUGCACACUUUCAGGCUACAUUUCGCCAUGUUUCAGUUUCAUAAAGCCUCCUAAAGCCACUUUUCUACUAAAAAAAGACAGAAAGAGGAAGGUCACACGCCCCAAAGGGAGACUACACUAUUGGGAAAUAACAACAGAUGAGAGGACAUGGACGAAUCCAGCAGUCCAGCAGAGGAGGAGCAGGCUUUGAAUUACAGGCCGCCCCCUUGUCCAUCACCCAGCCCCCCAGCACAGAUUCAGCAGAGGAAACGGAAAAGACGAAACAUACAAGAAGGUUUUUCAUUUCAAAACCCCGGGGCUGUGGAAAGAACAGAGAGUUCGUUUUUUUUUUUAACCUAAACUUGUCCGGUUUUGGCUUCAUUGUUAGACCACGGACCCGCCCUUCCACUCCGUUAUUUCAACUUUUUUUUUUUGACCAUCUUUUCCCCAGCUGUUUGCAGCUGGCAGAAAGCACCCGCCCUGCUCGGGAAAAAGGGACCGAGAGUGACCGGAGGAGGAGAGAGAUGCCACCCGAACCUCCCCAGCCGCAGGUGAGGGAGAAUAUCAUAAAGUUCCUCAAGAGUUUUCUGGGACUCGUCCGGAUCCUACAGAUCGUGUUCGGAGCCGGGCUGUGGGUCACCAUCGCGGCCAACAAGUACGAGGGGUCCAUCCACUUCGCCCUCUUCGUCGCUGUCCUCUUCUGGCUCCUCACCCUCGCCCUUUUCUUCCUCACCCUUCUGGACAAGCAGGACCUCGUCCCGCUGCUGGGAGGGGAGCGCUGGUUAUGCACCAACCUGGCGCACGACGUGGCCGCCGCCGUGCUCUACUUGCCGGCCAUAGGGGUCAUGAUCUACAAGACGGAUCGCAACUCGUACUGCAACCUGGAGCUGUACAAGCACUACUGUCUGUACAAGGUCUACCUGACGGCCGCCGUGUUCGCCUGCCUGUGCUGCCUGUCUUACCUCCUGUCGGUUAUUUAUGGGGCGUGCAGGAAGUGCCGGGGCGAGCAGACGGUCAUCUGAUGAGACUGGAGGGGGGCUUGAUGGCAACCAGGAGGGAGGGAGGGCGACAUGGGAUCCUUUAGGGUAGGGUAUCCACAGCAAGAUGAGGAAUAGUUAACUUCACUGUAAUUUAACUCAACAGCUACUCUAAUCACAAGUUUAUCUCUUUUGUCUCCCCACACCAAACUUCUCCUCCGUGGUGGUGGUGAGUCAGAAUCAUCCAAAAAUCACUCUGUGGCCUUACAGUCAGUGUACCAAAGGGUUGCUGACAUGAAAACAUCCUAGUGGCCUCUGGUGCAGAGGCCUGUAGCAACCCUGGAAAGGAGUUUGAUUUGAAAUGUGUUAGGGGGGCAACGCACUGUAUGUCUUUAUUUGGGCACAACAAGUGCGUCUCCUAGUUGUGGUUAAGGCCACGCCUCCACUUCUUAAGGUCAUUAUUAUUUUUGUCCAGUAAUUUAAUGUCAUGAUUCCCACAUAAAGAAUCAUCAAAACAUUUCUGUAGGGACUUAUAGUGGGUAAACAGUCAGUUUUAGGUACAAUGCCUUAACAUCUGUUUUGUAGAUUUGUAUAACUGUCCAUCUAAAACAUCUCAUAGGAUUAGUACAGUUGUUCUCACAAGGGAUUAUUUUCAUAAUCAUUUUAAAGUAUAUAUUUUUAUGUGUUUACAUGUGUUUAUAUGACAGCAAACUAUACUGAACAGUUUCUGAUGGACUAAAACACUUGCGGAUAUCCAGCUCUGUUUUGUUUUGUUUUGUCUGACUUUGCAUACAGUUUUAUCAGUGGCUUCUGUCAGAAUGCUGUAUACUCAACAAGGUUGUGAUGACAACAACCAAAUAAUAUGGAUGUGAUUGGUGCUACAAUGUGUAUGCUGAACCUUUGUUCCUUAAAUGUUCAUUAUGUAAAGCCAAAGAGCAAAAAAAAAAAAAAAAAAAGAGCAAGAAUAAAGACCAAGUGAGUGAGA